AUGAAUAUUAAAGAUCAAUUAAUUAGUUUCGGAUGGUCAAUAAAACUAGAUUUUUUCGAAAAAAAUGCACAACAAAUUGAUAUCAUUGAAAAACAAUUACUUGAUAGUGAUUUAAGAGAAAUUGGUGAAAAAUCUUUGCCUGAAAUAGCAAAGCUUGAUCAAACAACAAAACCAUAUAUUGUACAAUUACAUAAAACUCAAAAUGUAUCGGUAUCGAAAAAUAAGGAAAGAUCAUCGACUAGACCACAUCUUUAUCGAUUAACAAUAACUGAUGGACAUAUUUUUCAAAAUGCACUUAUUUUACCAUCACUUAAAAAUUUUAAUUUAGAUACACCACCUGGUGUUAAACUUUUAUUAAAACCACAAACAAAAAUUUCAAAUGGAUUUUAUAUACUAAAUGAUCAAACAUGUGAAUUACUUGGUGGAACAGUAAAUGAACUUGUUCAUGAAUGGAAAUUAAAUAAACUUAUGGAUACAAAUGUUCGAACAUUAAUUGGUGAAGGAACACCACCACCUUGGGUUCCAUUCAGUAUGACACAUGAAUUAGUGACAACAGUUGACACUUCUAAACGUUCGAUGGAUAUAGUUAAAAUGCAGGAAACUCAUGAAGAAGAUCCUGAAUAUGUUUGUCAACGUCGUGCAGUUAUUGAUAAUAUUAUUACUGGUCGUAUAUCGAAAAAACAAAGAAUUGAUAAACGAAAACUUAUCAACGGUAUAAAUAUAGGAAAAAUUUUUGAACUAGAAAGUCAACCAAUGGUAGAGGAAAGACCAAAAACAGCUUCUACGUCUUCGUUGUCAAUGUCGGUUAUUAAUGAACUGAUAAAUAUAGCAUCAUCGAUUGAACCACUUAAAGCUAGUAUUCGAUUAUCAAAACCGAGAAAAAAACAGGCUACAAGUAAAUCAAUUAAAAAGAGUAAAAAGCGAGCGCCAUCGACUCGUAAAAGAAUUGCUAAGCGUAAGCUUGACAAUGAUGAUAAUCGAUCAAAACGCGACAAUCGUACAGGAUGUAAACGACAACGUCGAGGACGUGCUGAUAGUGGACGCAAAAAGGCACGUCCAAAUGAAGAUAUUACUCCGAUUGAUUCUUUUGUUUGA
Molecule: messenger RNA, 1095 nt
Organism: Rotaria sp. Silwood1
Lineage: Eukaryota; Metazoa; Rotifera; Eurotatoria; Philodinida; Philodinidae
Source: the annotation of a GenBank genome assembly